GGGAAAAGGAAGGUUCCUUUCCGAGUUAGCAACAUGUAAAUACAGGAUCAGUGGGUGGGAUUGAGGUGCGUCUCGGUGCAUAAAUAGAGGCUGGAGCUGCACCUGCACACUAAGAAGCUUGGACUGACCUGGCUGGCUGCCUCACACAGGCAGGUGGGUGGGGAAAUACAGAUUUGCCAUGGAGAGAAUUUCAGUGUCAGCCCUCCUGCUCCUUGUGGCCCUCUCCUACACUCUGGCCAAAGAUACCACAGUCAAACCUGGAGCUAAAAAGGACUCAAAGGAUCCUCAACCCAAACUGCCCCAGACCCUGUCCAGAGGCUGGGGUGAUCAACUCAUCUGGACUCAGACAUAUGAAGAAGCUUUAUACAAAUCCAAGACAAGCAACAAACCCUUGAUGAUCAUUCACCACUUGGAUGAAUGCCCACACAGUCAAGCUUUAAAGAAAGUGUUUGCUGAGAAUAAAGAUAUCCAGAAAUUGGCAGAGCAGUUCGUCCUCCUCAAUCUAGUGUAUGAAACAACUGACAAGCAUCUGUCUCCCGAUGGCCAGUAUGUCCCCAGGAUAAUGUUUGUUGACCCGUCCCUGACAGUGAGAGCCGACAUCACCGGCAGAUAUACAAAUCGUCUCUAUGCUUAUGAACCUUCAGAUACAGCUUUACUGCUCGACAACAUGAGGAAAGCUCUCAAGUUGCUGAAAACUGAAUUGUAAAGAAAAAAAACAAAAUCUGGAAGCUCUUCCCUCUGUGUUAGACCUUGAGACUUGGAACCUGAAGAGAUUUCAGAAGACUGGAGAACACAGAAGCUUAGCUGACACACUGAUCAGAUUAUGGUCUAAUGUUACAAUAGCUAUUUUUUUAAUUGGUUUCAAGUAUUCAUACAUAAAAACAAUAUUGUAUACUACCAUCGUGAGCCAUGAUUUUCUAAAAAAUAAAUCCUUUUGGGGGUAUUCUAACUAAA
Messenger RNA from Nycticebus coucang (slow loris), 954 nucleotides. RefSeq names its product anterior gradient 2, protein disulphide isomerase family member (gene AGR2). The record is from RefSeq and is a predicted model, not a curated record. Lineage: Eukaryota; Metazoa; Chordata; Mammalia; Primates; Lorisidae. Gene Ontology annotation, molecular function: dystroglycan binding. The coding region runs from base 179 to 706 and encodes 175 amino acids. Gene Ontology annotation, cellular component: endoplasmic reticulum. The transcript is spliced from 8 exons.